AUAACAUACCAUGAGUUCAUUUUCCACAUACGGUAAAGAGAGAAAGUAAGGAGUAGCGAGAGCAGAGAAAAUGGCAUUCGCAACGAAAUCAGUUUCUUCUUUCGCCAUCAUUUUCAUCCUCGUUUUGGUUAUCUUUGAAGUGCCGGAGAUAGAAUCGCAUGAUGAUGAGUGCCUGAUAGAAUACGGCGGCGAUGUGGGUCUCAGCUUCUGUCUGCCUGAGAUAUUUCCGUCGUUUUGUUAUUCAAGAUGCCGUAAGGACAAGGGCGCACUAGGUGGAACAUGCAUUUGGGGAGAGGACGGUACUGUUGAUGUUAAAUGCUUAUGCGACUACUGCAGCGACAUUCCUAAUGACAAGAUUCUAAGUGGUGGUAUUUGAAUCCUGCAUGUGUCAUCAUGGUUUGUGUAAUAAUAUAUGUGGAAAAGAUCCAAGUACCAAUGUAAAUGACGAACAUGUGAAAUAAAAAGCCUGAAGUAAUGAGGCUCCCAUGGUUUGAAGA
This is a messenger RNA of Brassica napus (rape), 497 nucleotides long. Its product is annotated as defensin-like protein 2. The transcript is spliced from 2 exons. The record is from RefSeq and is a predicted model, not a curated record. Bases 71 to 376 code for a protein of 101 amino acids. Gene Ontology annotation, cellular component: extracellular region. Gene Ontology annotation, biological process: defense response. NCBI's taxonomy places the organism in Eukaryota, Viridiplantae, Streptophyta, Magnoliopsida, Brassicales, Brassicaceae. Gene Ontology annotation, molecular function: sodium channel inhibitor activity.